Capsella rubella is the source of this 1641-nucleotide messenger RNA. RefSeq names its product indole-3-pyruvate monooxygenase YUCCA2. Gene Ontology annotation, molecular function: N,N-dimethylaniline monooxygenase activity; NADP binding; flavin adenine dinucleotide binding. Gene Ontology annotation, biological process: auxin biosynthetic process. Lineage: Eukaryota; Viridiplantae; Streptophyta; Magnoliopsida; Brassicales; Brassicaceae. The record is from RefSeq and is a predicted model, not a curated record. The coding region runs from base 189 to 1439 and encodes 416 amino acids. The transcript is spliced from 4 exons.
UUGUAGAUAAGAUCAAUGAAACUCAUUCUCUCUUUUCACCCUUAUUCUCGGGACACAAAAGAGAGUAUGAUCUUUGUUUACCAAAUGGGUUUAAAAACCUAAUCCAAUCUCAGUCUCUUACUUCACUUUCUUGCAAAUCUUGAGAUCUCUUUUUUUCUUUUUUUUUUCUAUCUCUCUUUCUCUCUUCUAUGGAGUUUGUAACAGAAACGUUAGGCAAGAGAGUCCAUGAUCCAUAUGUGGAGGACUCAAGGUGCAUAUUGAUCCCUGGACCAAUCAUUGUCGGUUCAGGACCGUCAGGUUUGGCCACGGCGGCUUGUUUGAAGUCUAGAGGCGUCUCUAGUCUGAUACUAGAACGUUCCACUUGUGUAGCAUCAUUAUGGCAGCUGAAAACAUAUGAUCGUCUCCGACUUCAUCUCCCUAAACAUUUCUGUGAGCUUCCAUUGAUGCCUUUCCCUUCAAGUUACCCUACUUACCCUACAAAGCAACAGUUUGUCCAAUACCUUGAGUCCUACGCAGAACAUUUUGGCCUUAAGCCUGUUUUUAACCAGACCGUGGAGGAGGCCAAGUUUGAUAGGCGUUGUGGGUUGUGGAGGGUUAGGACUGUUGGAGGGAAGAAGGAUGAGACAACUGAGUAUGUUUCACGGUGGCUUGUUGUGGCGACUGGUGAGAAUGCUGAGGAGGUUAUGCCGGAGAUUGAUGGGAUUGUGGAUUUUGCCGGGCCAAUCCUACACACUAGCUCUUAUAAAAGUGGUGAAAUGUUUAGAGAGAAGAAGGUUUUGGUCGUGGGAUGUGGAAACUCGGGCAUGGAGGUUUCUUUAGAUCUUUGCAACUUCAAUGCUCAUCCUUCUCUUGUGGUUCGUGACUCGGUGCAUGUAUUACCUCAAGAAAUGCUAGGUAUGUCGACUUUUGGGAUAUCCACGAGCCUUCUCAAGUGGUUCCCAGUGCAAGUAGUGGACAGGUUCUUAUUACGUAUGUCAAGAUUGGUUCUUGGUGACACGGAUCGGUUAGGGCUAGUUCGACCAAAACUAGGCCCUCUUGAACGCAAGAUCAAGUGUGGUAAGACUCCUGUUUUGGAUGUUGGCACUCUUGCCAAAAUCAGAAGUGGUCACAUCAAGGUGUAUCCGGAGUUGAAACGGGUAAUGCAACAUUCGGUAGAGUUUGUUGAUGGGAGAGUGGAUAACUUUGACGCCAUUAUACUCGCUACGGGUUACAAAAGCAACGUACCCAUGUGGCUAAAGGGAAUGAACAUGUUUUGUGAGAAAGAUGGAUUUCCGCGUAAACCCUUUCCGAACGGUUGGAAAGGCGAAAGCGGAUUGUAUGCGGUCGGAUUCACAAAGCUUGGACUGCUUGGUGCAGCCAUUGAUGCCAAGAAGAUAGCUGAGGAUAUUGAGGUUCAACGCAAUUUGUUACCAAUAUUGGCUCAUCCUCAACAUUGUUAACCUGAUGAGAUUUGGCAAAGUAUGGAUUGGAUUAUCUUAAAAGUAGAGAGGGUAGUAGUGGUGCAUUAAUGUAAUGUUCCUAACUCUUUAAUUGUGACAUAUGAGAGUUAGAAAGAAGGGUUAGAUCAAUGUUAGGUCAAAAGAUUUUUGGAUUUUUAGGAAGGAAAUAUUAGAUUGAUGGUCCACUUCUGUAUAUAUUUAG